Molecule: messenger RNA, 456 nt
Organism: Sporothrix brasiliensis 5110
Lineage: Eukaryota; Fungi; Ascomycota; Sordariomycetes; Ophiostomatales; Ophiostomataceae
Product: cofilin
Exons: 5
Coding region: 1-456 (151 amino acids)
Biological process (GO): cell motility; actin filament depolymerization; actin filament severing
Cellular component (GO): actin cytoskeleton; cytoplasm; actin cortical patch
Molecular function (GO): actin filament binding
Source: RefSeq, a predicted model, not a curated record
AUGUCUCAAUCCGGUGCUUCCGCCUCCCAGGAGUGCGUUACUGCCUACAACGAGCUCAAGCUCAACAAGAAGUACAAGUACAUCAUCUACAAGCUGAAUGACAAACACACCGAAAUUGUCAUUGAGAACGCCUCGACCGAGGGUGACUGGGAGGUUUUCCGCAACCAGCUUGUCAACGCCACCACCAAGACCAGAACCGGUGAGGGCAAGGGCCCCAGAUACGCUGUCUACGACUUCGAGUACAACCUUGCCUCUGGCGAAGGUACCCGGAACAAGCUGACCUUCAUUGCUUGGUCGCCCGAUGAUGCGCCGAUCAUGGCCAAGAUGGUCUAUGCCUCGUCUAAGGAGGCUCUGCGCCGCGCCCUGACUGGUAUUGCCGUUGAGAUCCAGGCAAACGACGCCGACGACAUUGAGUACGAGACCGUGCUGAAGACCGUCAGCAAAGGCCAGGCUUAA